Messenger RNA from Andrographis paniculata, 1964 nucleotides. Its product is annotated as scarecrow-like protein 21. Gene Ontology annotation, cellular component: nucleus. Lineage: Eukaryota; Viridiplantae; Streptophyta; Magnoliopsida; Lamiales; Acanthaceae. The coding region runs from base 305 to 1804 and encodes 499 amino acids. Gene Ontology annotation, molecular function: DNA-binding transcription factor activity; sequence-specific DNA binding. The record is from RefSeq and is a predicted model, not a curated record. Gene Ontology annotation, biological process: regulation of DNA-templated transcription. The transcript is spliced from 3 exons.
CCCGACAAUUGAAUAAUUUCACCACUGUACAUUACAAUCCUCUGUUUGAAUCCACCGCAGAUUCACCCAAUUGCGUCCGAGAGUGAGGUCGAGACGCGCAAUGUGACUCACGCUCAAGGAAAAAAGUAAUACUCAAAAAAAAAAAAAAAAGCUGCUGAAAAUUCUUAUAUAUAAACGGGUGGUUCUGCAAAGCUUUGGUCGACUGAUAUUCUUAAAGAAGCCCACGAAAUCGGCGAUUGCGAAGAAGAAGAUGAUGGUGAUGAUGAAUUUGUAGCGAUUCUUGAGGAGAGUUAGAUUCCUGGAAAUGGGGACAUCUCAAAACUAUCCAAACCUAGCUGGAACAGGAAGAUUCCAUCAAGAGCCUCAAGAGGAGCUUGAAUCCUACUUUUCAAACAGAACCUAUGAUCUCGAUCACUGCAUCAGCCCCGACGGAGGAAGUCCCGGAAUUCGAUUCUCUGAUCAACCGUACGAGCAGCAUUGUGUUUUGGGACCAUCUGCAGCAAUAGUGAGCAAUCCAUUCUACAAUUCUUCGACUGCAAGUUUGUCCUCGAAUGGGAGCUCAAAUUCUCAACCAGAUUGUCUGUCGGAUACAAACAACUCUGUUUCUCAAAUCCCAGAUGCAUUCAAUCAGUUCUCGCCGGAAUCGGUGUUGCCGAGAGGAAUAAUCGAAACUGUCCGGAGAAAGGACCUCAGAGAGUUACUCAUCACUUGCGCGAAAGCCGUAGCCGAAAACAAUCAGCUGAUGAGGGAGUACUUAAUGUCUGAACUUCGAUCGAUGGUUUCGGUCACCGGGGAGCCAUUGCAGAGGCUCGGAGCUUACAUGCUCGAGGGGUUGGUCGCCCGAUUGGCGCAAUCAGGAAGCUCGAUUUACAAAGCGUUGAGGUGCAAGGAGCCCACGAGCACCGAGCUUCUAUCAUACAUGCACUUGCUCUAUGAAGUCUGUCCGUAUUUCAAAUUCGGUUAUUUAUCCGCAAAUGGCGCCAUUGCGGAGGCGAUGAAGAACGAAAAUUGGAUACACAUUGUCGAUUUUCAGAUCGCGCAAGGCGCGCAAUGGAUGACUCUUAUACAAGCACUUGCUUCCCGGCCAGGGGGUCCGCCGCACGUUCACAUCACGGGGAUAGAUGAUUCGGCGUCGGCAUAUGCUCGCGGGGGCGGGCUCGAAAUAGUCGGGCAGCGGCUAUCGAGGCUCGCUGAAUCAUGCGGAGUGCCGUUUGAGUUUCACGGCUUGGCGAUUUCUGGCCGCGAUGUGGAAAGCAAGCACCUUGAUCUCCGGCCGGAGGAAGCGCUCGCCGUGAAUUUCGCCCUGACGUUGCACCACGUCCCCGACGAGAGCGUCAGCACUCAGAACCACCGCGACAGAAUCUUGAGGAUGGUGAAGAGCUUGUCUCCCAAGGUGGUUACUCUAGUCGAGCAAGAGUCGAACACCAAUACUGCGCCGUUCCUGCCCCGUUUUAUCGAGACGAUGAACUAUUACCUGGCUAUAUUUGAAUCGAUAGAUGUGGCUUUACCGAGGGACCAUAAGGAGCGCGUCAAUGUCGAGCAACAUUGUCUGGCUCGGGAAAUCGUCAACAUAAUUGCUUGUGAAGGACAGGAGAGAGUGGAGCGACAUGAACUUCUAGGGAAAUGGAAACUAAGGUUUGCGAUGGCGAAGUUCGCUCAAGCUCCUUUGAGCUCGUUCGUGAACAUGACAAUUAAGAAUCUGCUGAAGAGCUACAACGGGAACUACCGGCUGCAAGAGAACGACGGGUGCCUGUUUCUUGGCUGGAUGGAUAAAGACUUAGUUUCUUCCUGUGCUUGGAUUUAGAGAAUCUCAGGAUUGUUAUUGUGUUUCUUUCUGCUCAAUAGGCCAAAGAUUAUGAUAAUGAUGCUGUGAAAAUUGAAUGUGGUUAAGAAAACAGCCUGUUCUAGCUAUAACUUGUGAGAUUUGUGUGAGAUUUGGUUAAGAUUUAUUAUGACAAAAAGGA